Aethalodelphis obliquidens (Pacific white-sided dolphin) is the source of this 4704-nucleotide messenger RNA. RefSeq names its product glucagon receptor (gene GCGR). The record is from RefSeq and is a predicted model, not a curated record. The transcript is spliced from 13 exons. Lineage: Eukaryota; Metazoa; Chordata; Mammalia; Artiodactyla; Delphinidae. Bases 1096 to 2535 code for a protein of 479 amino acids. Gene Ontology annotation, biological process: cell surface receptor signaling pathway; adenylate cyclase-activating G protein-coupled receptor signaling pathway. Gene Ontology annotation, cellular component: plasma membrane. Gene Ontology annotation, molecular function: glucagon receptor activity; peptide hormone binding.
UCUGUCCAUCCAUCGGUCCAUCACAUGCUCACUCUGUGGCAGGAUGCCAUCCACAGCCCUAAGGGGGCUUGCAUGAGUAGUUCCUAGGGGCCCCACCCCUAGGCCCCAAAGGAAUCCCCUUCCUACUGCCCUUGUGGGAUUCAGUGGACCAGAAGACGGACUCUGGAAGCAGUGACACGAUGACUUACGGGGCUGCUGAUGCCCCCAGUGCAGGCUCCGGACAGGACCAGGCACCUCAGGUCCCCCCUGCAGGCACCACGAGGGCAGGGGUCCUGUGUCUGAGCCCCCGGCAGCUGGCAGCGCUAAUCUCAAAGGAAUGCGCUGCAGCUGCCUGCGUGCUAUGGCCCAUGGGACCCAGGAAGCCCGGCCGGAGUCUUGGGCGUGGCCCAAGGGAGCACCUAGACACCCCAGUCCUGGGCAAGGGGGCAUGGAUGUGACAGGGACCACCCUAAGCAUAUGCUUGGCACUCCUGGCCCCUGCCAAGUCUGGGAGCUGGCCCAGGGUCACCUUGAUAACCAUGCCCCUGGGGACCAAGUGAUGGAUGGUCCUGGUACCCUGCCCCAGCCUGCCAUGCUGACUUUCCCAGGAGCUAAGAAUAGGUGGGAAAAAUAGCGAGAGCCGAAGGGAGGAGUUGGGCAGCUAGGGAGGCUGCUCCCUCCUCUGACAUCUUUGGUACCAGGCAGGACUGGGGCCGCUUAACCAACAUGUAGGAGAGGGGCUCUGGGACUGUCAGAGCCGCCACACAGACAGCCACGGUCUGUGAGAUGGAGCAGGCCCCAGGACCCUGGGCAGAACCCCCAGGUGCAGGGCCAGACCCCCAACCUGCCACUGGCAGAGUGACCAUUUCUGGCAUCCCCUCCCUCCCAGCCCCCACUUCAUUAGUAGGAUUCGGAGACUCAGAGGGAUGGUUUUAGGGGAGCAGGACACCCUGCUGAUCACAGCGGAGACCAGCUGGGCCUCUUUACUCCUGAGUGUCCCUGAACAGACCCUGCUGCUCUGAUACUCAGCAGCCCCCAGAGGAGAGUGCACCUACGAGGACCUCUUUGCCCCAGCUGUGCAACCCCAGCCAGAUGUGGGGGGCAGCUGCCCAGAGGCAUGCCCCCCAUCCUGCCACGCUGCCCCCACCUCCUCCUGCUUCUGCUGCUGGCCUGCCAGCCGCAGGCCCCCUCCGCUCAGGUGAUGGACUUCCUGUUUGAGAAGUGGAAGCUCUAUGGCGACCAAUGUCUCCACAACCUGAGCCUGCUGCCCCCCCCAACUGAGCUGGUCUGUAAUAGAACCUUUGACAAAUAUUCCUGCUGGCCGGACACCCCUCCCAACACCACAGCCAACAUCUCCUGCCCCUGGUACCUGCCCUGGCACCACAAAGUGCAGCACCGCCUCGUCUUCAAGAGGUGUGGGCCUGAUGGGCAGUGGGUACGUGGGCCGCGGGGGCAGCCAUGGCGAAAUGCUUCCCAGUGCCAGAUGGACGACAAGGAGCUUGAGGUCCAGAAGGAGGUGGCCAAGAUGUACAGCAGCUUCCAGGUGAUGUACACCGUGGGCUACUCCCUGUCCCUGGGGGCCCUGCUCCUGGCCCUGGCCAUCCUGCUGGGCCUCAGCAAGCUGCACUGCACCCGAAACUACAUCCACGUGAACCUGUUCGCGUCCUUCGUGCUCAAGGCCAGCUCUGUGCUGGUCAUCGACACGCUGCUCAAGACCCGCUACAGCCAGAGGAUUGGGGACGACUUCAGCGUGAGCGUCUGGCUGAGUGAUGGGGCAGUGGCCGGCUGCCGGGUGGCCGCGGUGUUCAUGCAGUACGGCGUCGUGGCCAACUACUGCUGGCUGCUGGUGGAGGGCGUGUACUUGCACAGCCUGCUGAGCUUCGCCACCAUCCCUGAAAGGAGCUGCUUCCCCCUCUACCUGGGCAUCGGCUGGGGUGCCCCCAUGCUGUUCGUCACCCCCUGGGUGGUGGUCAAGUGUCUGUUUGAGAACAUCCAGUGCUGGACCAGCAAUGACAACAUGGGCUUCUGGUGGAUCCUGCGCUUCCCCGUCUUCCUGGCCAUCCUGAUCAACUUCUUCAUCUUCAUCCGCAUCCUUCACCUCCUGGUGGCCAAGCUGCAAGCCCACCAGAUGCGCUAUACUGACUACAAAUUCCGGCUGGCCAAGUCCACGCUGACCCUCAUCCCCCUGUUGGGGGUCCACGAGGUGGUGUUUGCCUUUGUGACCGACGAGCAUGCCCAGGGCACCCUGCGCUCCGCCAAGCUCUUCUUCGACCUCUUCCUCAGCUCCUUCCAGGGCCUGCUGGUGGCUGUUCUCUACUGUUUCCUCAACAAGGAGGUGCAGUCGGAGUUGCUGCGGCGCUGGCAUCGCUGGCGUGAGGGCAAAGCACUGCAGGAGGAGUGCCAUGUCGGCAGCCACACGGCCAGGCCCACUGGUGGCCCCCCCAGUGAGAAGCUGCUGCUCUCAAGGGGCAGUGGCAGCAACAGGACUAGCCAGGACCCCUCUACGGAGACCCACUUGGCUGGCGGCCUCCCUGGAUUGGCUGAGAACCCCUUCUGAAGCCCCCUGGAACUUCAGCUGUGGCUGGACUCAGGUGCCCAGAGAGGGCAUCACUGGACAAUCCAUAACCGAUGCCCAGCAGAGGCAAGAGCGUGGGAGCCAGACAGCACCCUGCUGUCCACAUGUUCCCCAGUGUGGUGGUCUGAGGGGCACCUGCUCUGUGCCAAGGGGUGGGGGAGGGGAUGUGGCGGGGAAGCUGUUCUGUGAAUGCAUGCCCGUGUGUCCCCGUGUGUGUCAGUGUGUCUGAGUUAGAGAAAACAUGUGUCCUCCAACAAUAAAGAGCUCUGUGCUCACCCUGGGUGGACAGCUGGGCUGGAGGAGAGGGGCCAGCUGGGCCCAGGGCCUCCCCGUGAGAAGGGAGCAGCCGUGGACGGCCCGUGCUGGCUUGCUCCUUCUAGACUUCUCCUUGUUGCCCCAUCAUACAGGUGAAUUGGAGCUGGAAUCCCUGAGGGUGUGUGUGAGUGGUGGCUGGUGGUGCCCCACCAGCACGUGCCGUCCCCAGCCCUCGCGCCAGGGUGGGGUGGGGGGUGGCUCACCCCCACCCCGGGCCAGAGUGGAUGGGCCCCACUCAGUCUUGGCCCCUCAACCCCCGGAGUGUCACCAUUCGCCCGCAGAGGGGCAUGAAGGGCGUCAAUGGCCGAGGGAAGCCACCGACAUCACAGUCCUUCUACCAACCCCACGUGAACAUCCCUGGCUCCCUGCUAGAGCCGAAGCCGGGGCUGGACUCAGGCCCAGCAAGGGCAUCACUGGAUAAUCCAGAACUAGAUAAUCCAGAACUGGAUGUCCUCUACUGGCCUCUGCUUCAUCCCAACUCUAGCCACCCCAGCAAUCCGCAGCCCAUGUAGCCGACUGAAGCAGGGAGAGAUGGACCCCCAAAAUCGAGACCGUCCAAGUGCAGGCGCAGCACAGUUUUCCAAAGACUGCGGCACAGCCCAACAUAGCCACUUCACAGAGAAUCACUGCAGUCCUUGCUGCUCCAAGCGCAUGCGGAAGGGCAGCUGUGUGCGAGGGUGCUGCCCAUUGCCUGGUGGGUGGGCACCCUGCUUGGCAGUCAAUGAGGGCUGGCACUCAUGCAGGAAGAGCCAGGUGGUGCGCCCUGAGUCCAAGCUGCCCCCCGGGGCGCGGUGCAUCUGAUGCAGAGGGUGGAGACAAGUGCAGGAGCAGUGCGAGGACUGUAGUCACCCUCAAGAGCGCCCCUUGUGUCCGGUGCCAUGAUGCCUGGUGGGGGGUAUGCGUGGAAGGGGGUAGGAGCAGGGGCACUGUCAAAAGAGGAAGGGGCCACAGAAGCCAAGAGUACAAGCCAAAUGGGCCAGCCAGGCGGCCCUGCUCCUAGGAGCUGGUGGGGGGUGACUGCCGGGACCCGGGGGAGGGGGUGUCCACAGUCCCUGCCCAGCCACGUGGGCUGGAGCUGCUUAGGCAGAGCUGAGCUAAUUGCAGCAAAUGAAAGGACAGGAGGCCUCUCAGGAAAGGUAAAUAGAAUUACUCACCUGCCAGGCACUGGGGCCCUCCUGAGGGGGCCCUCACCUCGUGCCACCGGAUAUAGCAGGGAGGGAGGGGCAGGAGGUGAGUUAAGGUAGAUUGGGCUCUCCUGCGGCCCAGGUGGGAUGCGAUGUUACUAUGAUCGGUGGGGACUGCAGGGCAGGGAGGUAGUGUGGCUGGCUGCACCUUUGAGGACCUGAGACCCCUGACCUUGAGGCUUCAGGUCACUUCUCAUCCCAGGCCCCCCAGGCUCCCUAGGCCCUAGUGCUCCUUUGAGCCCCUGCCCACAGGGGCACCCCUGCCAGCCCUCCAUGCCCAGAAGCCUAGCACAGGGAGGGCACAAGUUCUCCUUCACGCCAGCUGAGCUCAGGGUUGGUGACUGCCCUGCGGGUGUGCCGCUCACCUAGGGGCCUCCUGACAGCCCUCCCCAUCCUGACUCCCUCUGCCCUUGUCCUCCUUCACCCUGUCCCUGUCCCCAAGGGAACUGGAGCAGGCCGGUGGAGUCAGGAGUGGAGGUGGAGGCCUGGAAGGGGCUGGGCUCAUCCAGCCAAUAAACAUUGGCUCUGACCAGGCCGUCCUGCAGGUGGGAUGGUGGGGGAACCUGACUUUCUAACGCAGGGCCCAGCACCCACACAGCAUCACCCUCCAUUCAGGAAGACAAACACUCCAGGCCCUCUGCCCCUUCCCCAU